ACAGCAUCAAGCAGCAACGAGACAGGAAAACACCUUCCAUCUGUCUGCAGCUUCCACAGCUCUUAGCACAAAGUCUGCAGCCAAACACCAAAUCGAGCGCACCCAGUCCAGCUGAGGGGAGCUGGACGUCUGGACCAGGACCACAGGGAUCCAGCUUGUGGUCCCAGACCCAGGAGGAGCACAGUGCAGGAGGAUCCUCUCUCGGUUGGUGAGAGAGGGAGGCAGAAGAGACCAAUUCGGAACCAGACUCGGGAGCCAGGACCCAGACACAACGGCCGACACAAAUUAAGGUAAGCAGACCUUUUUAUACAAAAAUCUGCUCAUUGAAUAUAUUCAAACUAAUUUGUGUCGAGGUUCCUGGCAACUGAGGUCAGUAAAAUUAAUACAAUUGUAAAGAGUUGGAGACAAAAACUGAAAACUCUAAACACAGGUCUGGUAUCUGAAAGAAGUUUUAUAGAAUAGAAAGACAGAAUUUCUGGGAUUGUCAUGAACUACAGCUGACGAGCAUAAGUUCCUCUGACAAAAUUAAAAGCCCGGAAAAGGUCGGGGACCUUGGGGGAAAGCCUCCUAAACAAAACUUUGUACAAGAUUAGGGAUCUUAGGAUAAAACAAGACUAUAUAAAAAGGUCGGGGACCUUGGGGAAAAGUCCCCUAAACGUUGAAAAAGAUCAGGGAUCUUAGAAAGUGUUGCUACAGGCCAGGGACCUGUAUGUUUGUGUUUUUCUAUUUUUGUUCAUAUAAAUACACAAAGUGUGAGUGCUGUAUUUCAGGGGAAGGACCCUGUCCUCACUGAAAUAUCAGAUUAUAUAAUAAGAAGGGACUUCACACCCCCUUUCUUUUUACAUUGAAAUCAGCUCACAACCAGCGGAGCCAAAUUAAGGUUAAAGUGAAAACACAUAGACUAUUUACACUCACAUACUAAAUAAUAUUUAUAAGCGGACGCGCAGCAUUAUGAGCCGCAACUAGAAGGGUAAUGCAUGAAUGAACUGUUGAAUGAAUUGUUAAACUGCUGAUAUUAAGUGUAAAAUACCGAGUGAGAAUUAAUAUAGUACGCCCUUGUGGAUGCACAGGCAAGAACUUCCCGCCUGAAAAGGUAGAAGCUUGGAAGUUACCACAACGGUUUUUUAGUACUAUCUCACGAUAAAAAAUCAGUGAUUAGAGUUCCAUAGGAACUAAGACCUCGCUGAUCUAAAUCGCCACCAAAAACAAUAAAGAUUAACUCCUACCAUUAAAAGAAAAAUGGACGGAGAGUCUCAUAAAGAGCGAAUAGAUGAUGGAUGGGGUCCAAACGAGAUCCUGAACACGCUGGGAGAACAACUAGCGUGUUUAGAAACAGUGAUUGACACCACAAAUGCCCCAGCUGCAGCAACAGAGCAGAAGAAGCUAUUAAGAAAGACAGCGGAGAAAUUGAUGAAGGAAAAAGGAAAGGAUGUGAAUAGUGCAGGAAAUUGGGGAAUAAUUUGGGGACAGAAGGUAACAGAAACAGGAAAGAAAGAGGAAGAAGCACGUAAACUGAUGGAAAAUGCUGGAAUGUUUGGAAAGAAAAAACACCAGAAAGAAGUAGAAAAACUGAUAGCGCGCAAGGCUAAGUACAAUCAGUGGGCCCUGCUGUGGAAAUUGGCAAAGCCUAAAAUGAAGAAAAGAAAAAUAGAACAAAACGCAACUGAUCAACAACCACCCCCUUACUCAGGCAUAUACCCGGUACUUAGCAUAACCGGAGGAACGAUGUCCAUAGAGGAGGAACAACCUACUGCUCCUCUACUCCCAGUGUCGCCUGCCGGUCCCGCCGCAGCCCAGCAGGACAGAAAAGAUUUUUUCAUGAGUAAUCAACGCGCUAGUUCUUCCCUGUCACAAGUAACUCAGAUUAAUAACGACAACUCCUCCACCCCAAAGUCAACUUGUCCCUCCGGGAUGAACGGCGAUGCCCUACCCUUCGCCGGCCGAAUAUUCAGGCAGCAGGUAGAAGAGUUGGAGAAUACCAUGCGAGAGGCUAGGGAGAGCCCUAUACCCAGACCACUAAAAACAACACAAUGGACAGGUAGUUUUGUUCCUAUUAACCCACCAUUACCAGACUCCUUAGCUGCAGCUUCUCCACUUAGCCCAUCCAACCCUUUCACUGUUAAAGGUGAACUGAGAGCUGUCGCUCAAACUGAGCAGACCACACCACAGAACCUGGUCGUUACCAUGAACCUGAUGGGUCACGAUGAACCAGAAGAACAGACAUGCUCCACUGCGGACACUCGCUUAGAUAAAGAAUGGUCCAGACAAGAUGACGAGGACUCGAUAAAUGAAAUAGAAGCCGAGUUAGUUGACCCAAGCCUUAAACCCGACACACCACACCGCAGAGAUCGGGUAACUCCGAUCCCAGACAGACACUCUUACCACACCAGAUCAAAAGGGGCUGUGUUUAAUCCACAUGGACAAUAUCCUCUCGUCCAGGCCAAAACAAGUGGCCCAAAGGUAUAUCAGCCAUACACAUUUGGAGACAUCCAAGCCCUGGUUGAUAAGCUUCCAGACAUUGCAGAAGGAGGAAAUGCCUGGUUAGCAGACUUAGAUAAAUAUACCUCAGGACAGGACCUCGCUCUGGGAGAUUUCAGGGCCAUCAUCACCAGAUGCACAUCCAGGUCCCAGGCUGCAGAUCUGGAACAAAAUGCAGGUACCGCCCUACAUGGGAAUGAGGUACCAUUGGUGCAGGUGUUAAGGACUUUAGGACCAGCCCUACGCAAACAAUUUCCACCUAAAAAUCAGGGAACCCUCCAUAAGUUCAAAUGGGAUGGGAAAAUCAACCCCACCAACUAUUUGAACAAAGCCAUAGAUGACUGGGUGAACCAUACAGGCCAUCACCCCAGCAGAGAAAGUUCCCAAAGUCUGUGGUUUAGAAAAGCUGUCCUUAGGGGAGUCCCAGAAAUCGUUAACAAUAAGAUGGAAGACAACCCUGAAUUGGCUGACUGCGAUUUCAAUAAAUGGAAAAAUCAUCUGAUUUUUAACCUUAAUAAAAUCCAGGUUACAGAGGAAAAGGAAUCAGAUAAUCUAGAGGAACUGCAGAAACAGCUCCUUAGAGUGCAACUGCAAGCCGCAAAAAAGACCUUGGGAGAAAAGGGGGACAAGACCAAGAAACAAAUGGUUGCCACCGCUGCUCCUCCCCCAGCUGUACCAAAUCCCAAUCAAUUCCCAUACCCCUGGCAGCAGCCGCCACAGUUGCCAGGAUAUAAUCCACCACCAACUCCAUUCAUGGCUCAAAAACCCCCAUACGAAGGUCAUAGGGGAGGUUUCGGAGGGCGGGGACAGGGGUGA
Nothobranchius furzeri (turquoise killifish) is the source of this 3294-nucleotide messenger RNA. RefSeq lists its product as uncharacterized. Lineage: Eukaryota; Metazoa; Chordata; Actinopteri; Cyprinodontiformes; Nothobranchiidae. The record is from RefSeq and is a predicted model, not a curated record.